Vairimorpha ceranae is the source of this 903-nucleotide messenger RNA. RefSeq lists its product as hypothetical. The transcript has a single exon. The record is from RefSeq and is a predicted model, not a curated record. Lineage: Eukaryota; Fungi; Microsporidia; Nosematidae. Bases 1 to 903 code for a protein of 300 amino acids.
AUGAUAAAACCCUUUAUUUUAUUAUUAUACACUUUUCAAUUAUUUCUUAUAUGCAUUCAUCUUUAUCCUUCAUCAAGACAUAUUUAUAUGAUUUUAGUAGGUCUUUUAUUACAUAAAUGUGUAACAUUCUUUCUUUGUAGCAGAUUAAGAUUUCUAUUAGGCACCGCUCUUAUUUUCAUUUAUCUUCAAUUUCCCUUUCUAUACUUUUUAUCGUAUUCAUAUAUUCUAAGUAACACUUAUUACACAACUUCAUUGUUAAUUAAAUCUACUGAUAUUUCUCAUAUAGUGUAUUAUAUAGAGAUUAGUGGAUGUAUAUUAUCUUUUCUAGUACAUGUUGACUAUUCUAUUAUAUACAUUUUAGCACUAUUAGAUAUUUUUUUAAUUUAUUUUAAGAUUUCCCCGCCACACGAAGAAAAAAGGUACCAAGAUGUUAUAAAUAAAAUAAAGUAUGUUAUAAGUGAUUACCAAAUAAGAAAAAAAGAAUAUCGCUUAGUUUUAAGUAAUUACACAUGUACAUCUGUUUUAGAUGAUAGAAAUUACAAAGAUCACCUAUCUCUUGAACAUUCACAGGAUUUGAAUCACAACAUAAUUGAAGAAACAGAAUGCCAUAAGAAAAAUCUGAAAAAGUCCGAAGAUUAUACAUCUUUUAUAAGCCUUGACUUUUUUACUCCUUUAAUCCUUUUUAAAAAAGAUAUGUACUCUUUUUUACUUCUAAUACUGCGAGUAAUACCAUCAAUUCGUACAGAUUAUUUUCAAUAUCUAUUUAUAUUCUUAUUUUUGAUAGAAUACGAAUUAAUAAGUCUAAUAAUAAGUUUAUUAUGUGAUCAUUCAAAUACUAAAAAUAUUACUAGUAGAAUGAUAUUUACCGUUUUAAUUUAUUAUUUUAUAAAAAAUGUUAUUUAG